This is a messenger RNA of Pistacia vera, 339 nucleotides long. RefSeq names its product two-component response regulator ARR22-like. The transcript is spliced from 2 exons. The coding region runs from base 1 to 339 and encodes 112 amino acids. The record is from RefSeq and is a predicted model, not a curated record. Lineage: Eukaryota; Viridiplantae; Streptophyta; Magnoliopsida; Sapindales; Anacardiaceae. Gene Ontology annotation, biological process: phosphorelay signal transduction system.
AUGAUGUCCGGAGGUUCUUCUAGCUUAGGUGAAAAUGUUAACCAAAUUUCUGCCCUUGUUGUUGAUGAUGACCCUGUCAUCCGCAAACUUCACUCUGCAAUGUUGAAGUCGUUCGGAGUGAAUUUUCAACUCGCUGUAAAUGGGAAGGAAGCUGUUGAUCUUUACCGCAACAAAGGAGAGCUGCGAGCAAUGGGAGUGAUAACCAUUAUCGUGGGUGUGAGCUCUCCCUGUUCAGAUGAGGAGAGGGAGGAAUUCAUUUCAGCUGGUUUAGGCAGAUGCUAUGUGAAGCCAUUGACCCUGGGGAAGAUCAAGUCUCUUCUUGAAGAGAUGAAGAAUUGA